This is a messenger RNA of Tachysurus vachellii, 3798 nucleotides long. RefSeq names its product thyrotropin-releasing hormone-degrading ectoenzyme-like. The transcript is spliced from 20 exons. NCBI's taxonomy places the organism in Eukaryota, Metazoa, Chordata, Actinopteri, Siluriformes, Bagridae. Gene Ontology annotation, cellular component: cytoplasm. Bases 398 to 3361 code for a protein of 987 amino acids. Gene Ontology annotation, molecular function: zinc ion binding; metalloaminopeptidase activity; peptide binding. The record is from RefSeq and is a predicted model, not a curated record. Gene Ontology annotation, biological process: peptide catabolic process; proteolysis.
UUACAGCACGAGACUCCGGAGAUGUUCUGCAUGUGUGUGUGAGAUUCCGGCACAUGGAUCUCUGUAGAGCGGAACAUCCUCCAACAGUCAGCAGCUUUUUAGGCUCCGACUGCAGAGGGACGUCCAGCUGCAGCGCCGCACACCGAGUCCCUGCUGGACAAAGCCUCCGCUCGGACAACAAGCCCCAGGAUGGACACAAAGUGGGAGCCAGUGCAGGGAAAAGUGCGGGUUUCAUCACAGAAGAACAGAGAAAGUGCAGAAAAGAUUCACGGAUAAUCAGCGCUUCUGUUAACGGAGUGUUUAUCAGAGAGACAGAAAGAAACAGUUUAAGAGAGAAAAAAGAGAAGCUGGUGAGGGAAAGACUGAUUAUAAGUGUUAUAACUGAGUUAAAGCGGUGAUGGGGAUCGAGGAGCUCAGUGUGAGGAACGGACGUGCCGUGUCUGACCGCUGGGCCGACAGCGUGGUGGUGCGACAGCGACCCACCGAGCGCCACAUCACCUUGCACAAGAGGCUCGUGCUGGCCUUCGCCGUGUCCAUCUUCACGCUCGUGGUAGUGACGGCUGUCGCCGUGACGCUGGCCGUCAGCUUUGAGAAAUGCAGCAGUGGUGGUGGGAACUCGGUUCCCCCCGGGACCGCCGGCUCCAAUCAGUCACGAGACAGCAAACAGAGAGGCGGAGACGUGCAGCCGUGGCGGCGUUUACGUUUACCGACAGCACUGCGGCCACGCCACUACGACCUCCAGCUCUCCGUCUACAUGCACAACUUCACCUUCUCCGGGGAGGUGAGCAUCGAGCUCGAGUGUAUAAACGCCACCAAGUUCAUCGUGCUGCAUGCCGACAGGCUGCACGUGGAGAAGGUGACCGUGUACUCUGACAAUAAGAAACCCGGCACCAUGAGGAUCCACCGGCACUUCCGGUACCUGCACAACCAGGUGUACGUCAUCGCUCUGCACCGGGAAAUGAAGCCGCGCAGAACCUAUAAGAUCCACCUGACCUUCCGGGCUCAGAUACAGAACCAGCUGCUGGGGUUUUUCCACACCUCCUACCUGCUGCACGGAGAGAAAAGGUACGCGGCCGUGACUCAGUUCUCUCCGACUCACGCGAGGAAAGCUUUCCCGUGUUUCGACGAGCCUGUCUACAAAGCCACCUUCGGCGUGACGCUGACACACGACACCUUGUACCAGUCUGUCUCCAACAUGCCGGUCGAGUCGUCCAGCCUGAGCAUGGACGGCAGACUCACCAAUCGAUUCUCCAGGACACCUCGCAUGUCCACUUAUUACGUGUCCUGGGCCGUGUGUGACUUCAGCUCCCGAGAGACGAUGACACAUGGCGGAGUGAUGAUACGGCUGUUUGCUCGACCCGAUGCCAUUCAGAGUGGAUCUGGAGAUUACGCCCUGCACAUCACCAAGAGCCUCCUCAACUUCUAUCAGGAUUACUUCAGAGUCACAUAUCCCCUGCCCAAACUAGAUCUCCUAGCUGUACCAAAACACCCGUACGCAGCGAUGGAGAACUGGGGUCUGAGUGUGUUUGUGGAGCAGAAAAUUCUGCUGGAUCCUGAAGUCUCGUCUUUCUCCUACCAGAUGGAUCUCACCAUGGUGGUGGUGCAUGAGAUCUGUCAUCAGUGGUUAGGAGACCUGGUGACUCCCGUGUGGUGGGAUGACGUAUGGAUUAAAGAGGGAUUUGCUCAUUACUUCGAGUACGUGGGGAGCGACUUCCUCUUCCCCAAAUGGAACAUGAAACAGAGGUUCCUGACCGAUGUUCUUCAUGAGGUCAUGCUGCUGGACGGUAUGGUGACGUCUCAUCCCAUCUCACAGGAGCUUUUCCAAGUCGCCGACAUUCACAGGGUUUUCGACUGGAUCUCCUACAAAAAGGGAGCUGCGCUAAUUCGCAUGUUGGCCGAUGUCAUGGGACAAACUGGAUUUCAGAGAGGCAUCAAUGAUUAUUUAGUGAAGCACGAGUACGGAAACACGGCAAGGGACGACUUGUGGAACUCAUUUUCAUGGGCCAUGCGGAGGGAAGGGAAGGACGUGGACAUAAAGGAGGUGAUGGACGGCUGGAUUCUGCAGAUGGGCUACCCCGUGGUCACCAUCAGCACAACCGAGAGCCCGGAGAACACCGUCACCAUCAGCCAGCAACACUUCCUGUACGACACGGACGCCAAAAUCCACCACCAUCAACUUCUUAACAAAAGUUUGCAGUGGCGGAUCCCACUGAAGCUGGCAUUGGGAAACUUCAGUCACACAUCAUCUGAGUCUCUCAUCUGGAUCUCUAAUAAAACAGAGACGCACCGAGUGGGACAUAUAGGCGAGGAGACGUGGUUGCUAGGCAACAUCAAUCAGACAGGCUACUUCAGGGUGAACUACGACCUCCACAACUGGAGACUCCUGAUCCAGCAGCUGAUGAUCAACCCCACAAUCAUCUCGGUGGAGAAUCGUGCUGGUCUGGUGGAUGACGUCUUCAGUCUGUCCAGAGCUGGAUAUCUCCCUCAGAACCUCCCACUGCAGGUCAUCUGUUAUCUGUCCAAAGAGGACGACUUCCUGCCCUGGCAUGCAGCGAGCAGAGCUCUGUACCAGCUGGACAAACUGCUGGACCGCACCGAGGACUACAGCCUCUUUAGUAGUUACGUGUUGAAGCAGGUGGAACUGAAGUAUCAUAAGCUCGACUGGCCGAGGGUGAAAGCAGGCAACUCCUUCAAGCAGGCCACCUAUCAUACAGAUGAGCUCCAGAGGGAGGUGAUCAUGUUGGCCUGUAGUUUUGGGAAUAAACACUGUCAUCGACAGGCCAUGUCACUCGUCUCUGAGUGGAUCUCCAGUGACAAGAACAGGAUUCCCCCCAGCCUACGGGACGUGGUGUACUGUACGGGCGUGUCUCUGAUGGACGAGGACGUGUGGGAGUUCAUGUGGAUGAAGUUUUGCUCCUCCACCGCCAUCUCAGAGAAGAAGGUCCUGCUGGAGGCCCUGACCUGCAGCGACAACACCUUCCUACUCCACAGACUGCUGAACGCGUCUCUAAACUCGGACCUGGUGCCUGAUCAAGACGUGAUCGACGUCAUCAUCCACGUCGGACGAAACCCACACGCACGUCACUUAGCCUGGAGAUAUUUCAGGGAGAAGUGGAACGAGCUGAACUCCAGGUUCGGUGAGGCUUUGUUUCUAAACUCCAAGUUAAUCAGUGGAGUGACAGAGUUCCUCAACACACAGCGAGAACUGGAUGAGCUGAAGUCCUUCAUCCAGACGAGUCCUGCUGGAGCUUCUGAGUCUGCGUUCUCCCGAGCGCUGGAGGUGGUGCAGGCCAACGUGAAAUGGCACAAGCUUUACAGUGAGAGCUUCUUCCAGUGGCUGAGAAAAUCCAGUGAUGGUUAAAGAUCCAGCUGCUGCUGACGUGUUCGUGUGGAGCCUCAUCACACGUUUACUGCACGUUAACCAGGAGACGUGAGAAGAGCACGAGAGCAGACGCGAUUAUACACCCGGAUCAUCUGGAAACACGGAUCCAGGAGGACGAGGAGGAUGAGGAGGAAGUGGACAGGAGUUGCAUGAUGUUUGUUUGCUCUACUCUCCUUCACCUGGUUUCUGUUUAAGUUUUUUUAAUGCAUGAAGGACACAAGAGAAGUUUCUUCCCCAUGCAAAAAGCAGCUGAAGGAGAGCAGGGUGUGGUCACGUGGUCACGUGGUCACAUGGUCAUUUAUGGUGGUCGUCAUAAAGUGCUUGUAUUUUGUGUCAUUCCUUCUUUCUCUCUCAGUGACGAGGGAUAAAUGUCGAGAGGAAACUGUGGUUAGUGAACACCGAUGUACUAGGGUUUG